CUCUGACAUCAGCACGCCAAAGCCGAAAAUUUCUUGGGUGUCGAAUUAAAAUAGUUUGUCUGUCUGCCUGUGUCAUUUAAAUCAAUUGGGAAGUUCUUGGAGUCAGCGUUUAAAGUGUCCAGCAACGUACCAAGCGAAAGCGGCAACCCAACACGCAUGUCGCAGCCUCCCGAUGGCAUCGGCCAAAUUGGGUACACUUUAAAAUCCAAUGCAGGCCUACACGAAUCUGGAUUCCCAGACGACUACACUUCCACAUUCGCCAGUUCUGGCCAGGAGAAGAGACAGCAGAUCUACAACCUUGUCGACACCACAUCUAGCAUUGUGCUGCAAUAUGAUUUACUGCAGGAGCCGCAGCGGCCAUCCGCAAUAGAGCAGCGGAACAUACCUAUACAGAUACACUACCAGCAGGCGGAGGAGCCCCAGAUACAGCCCGAUGAAUACGCACAAGAAUCGCAACCUGAAAACUACACCGAACUUUUGAACUACGUCCAGACGGACCUCCCGAUUGAGAGCUACGCCAAUGAGUUAGCUGACCAGCAGCAGUUUCAAGUUAGCUUCGAUUAUAACUUUCACAUGCCAGAUGGUGAGCAACACCAGAUUCCUGAUCAUAAUCAAAACCUCAUCGAGCAAGCGACUCUUGCGCACUCAAUACCCGAACCAGAAGAAGAACAUAAAUUCACCAGCAAGGAAAAUAUUCCUUACUAUGUGGAGUUUCCAGUAGAGUAUGAUCAGUUUAAAUUCGCAGAUCAAGAAAAGAAACUGGUCGCCAAGCCGGAGCAGAAACAGUCAGUAGCCGAAAAGCAGUUCAUUUUAGGAAUUCAGAAGAAGGAGCUUGCCUUUGAUCUCUACCAGAAGGAGAUUACUCACUCGAAGCAGCUGCCAAGAGACGGAAAUCGGUUCGGUUCAGCAAAUCAGGAUAACCUCCUGCUGCAGCAGUACCAGAAACUGAGUUCUUAUCUGGAGCAGUUUCCACUUCAGUACAGUUCUGCUCAUCAGGAGGAGAAGCUUGUGCUGGAUCAGUACCAGAAACUGAUUUCUUAUCUGCAGCAGUUUUUAGCAGUUCAAAAUCGGUUUAGAUCGGCAAAUCGGGAGAAGGACAUCGUGUUGGAGGAGUACCAGAAACUGACUUCUUAUCUGGAGCAGUUUUUAAAAGCUCAAUAUCAGUUCAGAUCAGCAGAUCAGAGGAAGGACCUUGUGUUGAAGCAGUACGUGCAACUGAUUUAUUAUCUGGAGCUAUUCUUGGGAGGUGAAAAUCAGCUCGGAUCAGCAGAUCAGGAGGAGGAGGAGCUUUUCGUCGAGCAAAACCAACUGGAAGCAGAGAAUUACCCAGACCCUGAACGUGUUAAUUUUUUGUUGGACUUUGCGAAUUGUAGCGACUACGCAUACUAUACAGAACCCGAAACCCAUUCUAUCCCGCUUGAAAGCAUAGCCGUCAAUGUCCACAACAGUGUCACGUUCCUGCGCAAGAGCUGCGAACGCCUGAGAGCCGAACCCGAACCGGAACAAUUGGAGAUCAUCGGACUCCUAGCUCUGCGCGAAAAGCUGAUCAAUGUCUGCGAGCAACUAAUAGACGAUCCCCAUCCGGGAGCUUGGCCUGUGAUUGAGGAAGUCAUCCGGGGCACUGAAAGCGUUUCGAUAUUCGACAAAAAAGUGGGAAAAGUUUGGACAAACAUAAAUAGUAUUGUGCAAACCGAUCCGAUGGGUUUAGAUCUAUUGACCCGUAUCCGCAAAUUAAUAACCGGCUGGUACAAUAACGACACAAAAUCGGAGCAGGAAGAGGCGGGCUCCGGAUCGGGUCCCAUUGGGGACCAACAACAGCGGAACAGCCGUAAGCGACGCAUUGCGGAGGACGAACCGCCAUUGAUCAAAUACCGUCGCGUGGACAACUCCUUUCCGCGCUUCAUACCGAAUGAGGCUGCCGAGGACCCCUUGCCCAAUAAAUCCAUGGCUGAACGUGAACGGGAGAAGGAAAAUCAGCGGCAGCAAGCCUGCAAGCGGCUGUCCAUAUUCAAUGCACCGACGCUCACGCAGCAGCGCGUCCGCAGCAAUGCAUCUAACAUAAAUAUUGAUCUGUCGGACGACGAUGAGCCGGUGCCGUCGUUUGGCCUGGGUGCUUCCUAUAAACCACCGGCCCCGACUCUCCGCACCAGCAUGAACUCGGAUGCCGCCACCUCGAACUCAUCGCUGCCGAUGCGCUCCCAAAUGCUAUAUUCAGAUGCCGUACGCCUGGGACAGAACGGCUUUCCCGAAAGCCGUAUGAAUGGACAUCCCAGCCCCAUAAGACCGCCCGUACAUCGCGUGAACAGUAUUCUCGAUUUGGAGAAUCUUCGUAUGGAGCGCGAGCAUUACCUCUCUUUGCUGCGCAAUGUUUGCCACGACCAAUCCUCGAUUCGUGCUAUAAACAAAUCGAAGCCGCCGCCGCUCCAGCUGCUGCACAAAUCCGCCGACCGUUCCACCACCUGGGGUUCCAUCUUGGCCAACAAUAAGCCAGCUCCAUCGCGGCCACAGCUGUUGCCGCCGCAGCAGCAGCCGCGACCACAGCCGCCACGGCAGCAGCAUUACCAGCAGCCGCCGCCGCCGCCGCCGCUGAAACCGGUUGGUAGCCAGCCUAACCGUGAAUUUUUGAAGUAUGCCAAGCUUCUGGAUCGAGAGCAGCAGAAGAAUAAGCCGGCACCGCCGCCGCUUAAACGCUUGGAUAGCGGUAGCGCCAAGAGCAUUACCAGUCAUGCCUCCACAAUAUCCAUCUCAGAGAGCACAUCGAGUUCCUCUAAUAGCUCAACUGCUUCCGAUGUAGUCCUGGCCAAUAAUGUUAGUUCCAAUGUACAGGCUCCUGCUCCCCGGACCAGCCACACUGGCGCUUCUCCUUCGAGGACUUCGGACAAUGAUAUUUCAACAGUGUACAAGCUUGAGAUGGAGAAACGCAAAGCGAACUGCGUUUACCUUAGGGACAAUUACGCCGAUGAGUUUAUGGAAAGAAGUGACAAAAGGCGCAAGGAGUUAGCAUGCCAUCGUGAACUGGUCGAAUUGCAAGUUGAAAAGACGGAGAAGAUGCGCCGUGACUAUGAGCAAAGCCUACGCUCGAGGUUGUUCCAGUUUCGUAUUGCUCACACGCCGAUCCUGGUUGUCGAGCCAAUUCAGUACGAAGACGAAAUCAAAGAAAAGAAGGAGCCUAAGUUUAUUCCGUUCACCGACGAGCAUAUGACCCAAUUUAACAAUCUGAUUAAUGGUAAUCCUCAUCAGGUGGUCAGUUCCAAGUUUAAUCUGCAAAUCACUCGCAACGACAUCCGCACAUUACUCGGCAGCAGCUGGCUUAACGAUGAGGUCAUCAACUUCUAUAUGAACCUCCUGACCGAGCGCUCAGAGAAACGCUCUGGCGAGCUGCCCAGCGUUUAUGCGAUGAAUACAUUCUUUGUGCCGCGCCUGCUGCAGAACGGACACGCCGGUGUGAAGCGCUGGACGCGCAAAGUAGAUCUAUUCAGCAAGGACAUUAUACCGGUGCCAGUGCACUGUAACGGCGUCCACUGGUGCAUGGCCAUCAUUCACAUGCGCAACAAGACUAUUCGCUACUACGACUCGAUGGGCAAGCCCAACCAGGACGUGCUGGACGCACUGGAGUCGUACUUGCAACAGGAGUCACUUGACAAACGCAAGCAGCCCUUCGAUACGAGCGACUUCAAGAUCGAGAGCGUGCCGAAUGUGCCACAACAGACCAAUGGCAGCGACUGCGGCGUCUUCAGCUGCAUGUUCGCCGAGUACAUAUCGCGCGACGCACCGAUCACCUUCUCCCAGGAGAACAUGGACUACUUCCGCAAGAAGAUGAUCCUUGAGAUUUCCGACGGCAAGCUGUGGAACUAAUCGCCACUCUACACCGGGAACCUAAUUUAAGUUUGAGCAACCUAAGCUGUAGCGUACGAUAAGCAACGCGUAAAGCGUAACUUUGGGGGGGAUAUUAAUUUAUUAAAUAGCUAAGUAUGUCCGAGGUCAGAAACAGCAGAAAAUUUAUAUAUAUAGAAAACCUCUGGGAAAUAACCAUUGAGCCGAGUCCCUCCCAACACUCGAACUCAUUCCUGUGAGGAAUAUUUUUUCAAAUCAUAUGUAUAAAAAGACACGGGACACUGAAGUCGAAAACAAACAAAUAAAUGCAUACAUCCAUAUUGUAACA
Messenger RNA from Drosophila serrata, 4162 nucleotides. It is a transcript of the gene Ulp1, whose product is annotated as SUMO specific peptidase Ulp1. The record is from RefSeq and is a predicted model, not a curated record. Gene Ontology annotation, molecular function: deSUMOylase activity. Gene Ontology annotation, biological process: proteolysis; protein desumoylation. Gene Ontology annotation, cellular component: nucleus. Lineage: Eukaryota; Metazoa; Arthropoda; Insecta; Diptera; Drosophilidae.